Triticum aestivum (bread wheat) is the source of this 1607-nucleotide messenger RNA. RefSeq lists its product as uncharacterized. The record is from RefSeq and is a predicted model, not a curated record. Bases 561 to 1172 code for a protein of 203 amino acids. The transcript is spliced from 3 exons. Lineage: Eukaryota; Viridiplantae; Streptophyta; Magnoliopsida; Poales; Poaceae.
CAAAAAAAAAAACCCAACACUUUGAGUUAUUCAUCCGCCGUUGCAAGAAGGAGCACGAUCAAUCGACCAAGGCACUUUGAGUCUGUCCUUCCUAUAACAUAUACAACCCCCACCACAGAUCUAGCUGCGCCGACUCCGCGGGAUGCCUCCACGGCGGCGGAGACUGUAUGCGGCGACUGCGGCCACUCCACCUUCCCCUCCCCCUUCCCCCGCCCGAGCCCAGGAGGCCUGCGCAGAGUUGGUGAGACUGAUUUCACCACUCCCGCGGGCGAUACUCAUGGCGACGGGGGAUCCGGGGUGGGUGGAAUGGGCUGCAAGGAUUCGCGCCGCCACAGCGGCGUGGAUUUGUUGGAUCUAGGAGUUGAAAGCAGCGGAUCAGGCGGUGGCGGCGGCAAGAGAUCCAGAUACGAGAGCAGCGGCAACAAGGUAUGCAGAUGCUUGCCGUUUGAGAGCAGAAGGGGAACAGAGAAACCUAGCGAGGCGAGUCUACGACGAGGCGACGGCGGCGGAGAGGCUGAGUAUGCCUCCCUCCCACACUCCACGUCGAUGGCGUACGUGCAAUGGGCGAGGGCGGAGGCAAAAUCAGAAGAUCCCCGCAGAUCGAUGAGAUGGGAUGGCCUGCUGGGGGUGGUGCCAUCCGGUGCACCGCUGCGAGACAUCUCAACCUGGCCGCCGGCGUCGAUUCGGGAUUGAGCUCGACUCGUGCUCAUCCUGAAUUGGAAGGCGAUGGUUGCGAGGUUCACCUUCAGAGCGCAGAGGAGGAGAUCGAAUUUGUUCGGAGGCGAGAUUUGAAGAGAACAAGGCCAACAAUGACUGCGAAUUCUGGUGAGCUGAAUGAAAUUUGGAGAAGGGAAGAGAUCAAGGCCAGACAGAGGUCCAGAGAGAAAGAGAUUUUAGAGGGUGAAUAUAACACUGGGUAUUUCAAAGCAGUGGCGAAUCAGAAGAGGAGGAAGAAGCAAAUUGAUAUGCUAGAAACCCCUUCAGGUCCCAUGGAGGACACCCAAGGCUAUUUGGAGGAGAACAACAUCAAAUAUGUCUACAUGGGGGUGCCUCUCCUCAGGAGGUGCCAGAGGCAAACUGGAGUGGGUUGUGGAAAAGCUGGAGACAAAAGCGAGAAGCCCUCCUCUGUUGCUAUGGCCAGAUCCUGGCUGAGGCGGGGAUACUCCUUUUAGAUCUGUUCCUUUUGGCUUAUGAGCCUGUAGCUUCUCUAUGUGUAAUGGUGCUCUAGCACUACUGAAUUCUUACUUUUGUUAGUGUCUAGCUGCUAAGCUUUGCGUUGCCAUAUUUGUGACGCUCUACUGCGGCAGCGUGCCUACUGGCCGUCGUGAGCUCUCGUGAUGUAACAUACUUUGGUUCUGUUGUUUCGUUUCUAUGAAAUGGAACAGGGGCGCAGCCCUUUCUUUCUAAAAAAACAUAUACAACUUCAUAUUACCAGACAUGUGCUUCGGUAAAUCAAAAAAUUCUUGCUCUGUCGUACAUUAAUUGAUCAUUCUAUAUGAACAUGGGAAAUGAGUGGUCAUGACCUUCGCAGUGAAUCAGGUGCCUCCCUCAACAACCGGGGCAUUGCCUGACACAUCUAUUGGAGCCGUUCCCAUACUUUCCGUACC